AUGAACCAGAAAAUUCAGUGGAAUAGCGCAGCAAUGAUGGUUACAAAUUCGCUGGGAGACAAAGUAUUGCAAGUCAUUCAAUCCUGUGAUUCAAAUACGAAACCACAUUUUCGCGCUUUACUGGAACUGCAUGAACUUCUGAAGGGCGGUAUCAAACUCGACUUUGAAGAAGCAGGAAGCGAGAAAGACUAG
Pyricularia pennisetigena is the source of this 192-nucleotide messenger RNA. RefSeq lists its product as uncharacterized. Lineage: Eukaryota; Fungi; Ascomycota; Sordariomycetes; Magnaporthales; Pyriculariaceae. The transcript has 2 exons. The record is from RefSeq and is a predicted model, not a curated record. The coding region runs from base 1 to 192 and encodes 63 amino acids.